UUGAAGACCUGAGGUUUGACAUGACCAGCCACAUGUUCUACAGCUCCACAGGUUUCUCCAAUAAUGGCUGGUACACCCAGACCGUGUUGUUCCGAGACCUUCAACCUAUGCUACAGAACAGGGGCAACGUGUACUACUCCUGGCACGCCCUCGCCCACGCCUACAGCUGCACGGAAGAGAGGUGUCCGAAUGGGGCGCCUGUGGCGUGCGUCAACGACGGCUUCGUCUCCUACAUCGACGACAGCGCCUGCGCAUGUAUCUGCCCACCUGGCCUGGAUCCUGCCAAAGGCUGCUCUGACGUCAUAAAACAGGUGCCCGCCCCCACCAAAUGGCCCGGGGGGACAUACGCCCUGCCGUCCCCUACUGACGGGUGCCCCGGGGACGUGUUCCUGGAGGGGUCUGUACAACACACCAGUGACGGGCGCAGCACACAGAGCGACAUCGUGCACGUGAAGGGGGAGUUCACAGCCAGCAGCUUCAAGUACCACUUUUGUGUGAAGGACAGUUCCACCAGCACUGACGCUGACACAGCUGAAUGGGGACCAGGCAGAUACUGUAUACUGAAGAAAGGAGACUGUCCUACUGGUUUUGAAAGUGGAUACGUCAAGUAUGACAACCUUGCCGAGACCACCACAACUACAUCUGGAUCUGUGCCCGACGGUGUCUAUGAUGCAGACACUCAGUUUGAUUUUUGUUGCCGUGAUGACGGUUACCCCAAAGAACCUCUCAACCUCCCCAACACUAAACCACUUAUCUUGUUCCGUCACAAUGGAAAAUCUGAUGCCUGUCAAACAGUUGAUGGGAUGUUGGCGUAUCCUGAAUUCCUGACCUUUGACGAGGACAAUGAAGGCCAGUCCGCCUACAGCCCCAGUUUACUGGCAAAGAAAUUCAUUUACUGCUACUAUGUUCCUGCCAACACAGACUGUGGAGGCCUGUAUACGUUGACCAAAGACAACCCCACACAGACAAUAACAUCCCCUGGCUAUCCCAGUCUGUACCCCAACAACGCUGACUGUUUCUGGAUAUUUACGGCACCUGAGGACUCAACUAUCCUGUUGGACUUUGAUGACUUCGACAUCGCCACUUCAGGGUCAGGAAGUGAAGAUGAACUCCGUGUGAGAUCUGUUCUGCUGGGCGAGAACCCUUCACGUACAUACUGUGGGGACUCCCAACACCGCAGUAUUCGGACUGUACGAAACACUCUGUCUCUCAACCUCCGGACCAACCUCGAGGGGCAGAGGAAGGGCUUCAAGGCCAAGGUCAGCCUGGUCGCACCCGAGAACCACUGCUACAAGAUGGCCGACAAGGGCGUCACGUACAACGGUAAAGUCUCGUUCACGCGAGAUCGCAAGACGUGUCUUCCUUGGAGUGAGACCACCUCGUGCCCACAUCACCUGUUUAAUCCAAGUGACUUUGAUGCCAACUUGGAGAAAAACUAUUGCCGUAACCCUGACAACACAUUCCGGCCGUGGUGCUACACGGGGGUCUACGAGGGCCAGUGCGACAGGGACUACUGUGAUGUAUGUCAGCUGGAGAGCAAGUUCGACAACUUCCCCGACUGUGAGGAACUGGAGAAGGAAGGCUUCUGUGAGGGGGAUCUGGCGGAGGCCAGGGCUGGGUGUGCCAGAACGUGUGACACGCCUAGUGUACCUGUCACCCCAGUAACGACGUGUUCGGCACCCGACGAUGUUACUGAUGCUGACCCCGUGACGACGCUGAGUUCCAGCUACGACGUCGGGGACACCGUGGAGUUCCGUUGUAAAUCUGGUAGUGACACCCUCACCAGGACGUGUUUGACCGACGGGACCUGGUCACCUGGAGGAUAUGUAUGCGGAAGUUGCCCUAGUGGCUGGUCUGCUUACAACGGCAACUGUUACUUGUACGUCAACGUGGGGCAGAACUACGCUGAUGCCAGUUCCCACUGUCAGGCGCUGGGAGCUAUAGUCUCACCCACCAAGGACAUGGAAGAACUAGAAUUUGUAACAUCUUUACGGUAAGAACUAACUUUUGGAUCAAUGUGGAUCGGGGGUACAGACAUCGACACAGAAGGACGUUCACGUGGUCUGAUGGUACCCCUUUACCUGGACAAACUGG
Molecule: messenger RNA, 2094 nt
Organism: Haliotis rubra (blacklip abalone)
Lineage: Eukaryota; Metazoa; Mollusca; Gastropoda; Lepetellida; Haliotidae
Exons: 16
Coding region: 21-1997 (658 amino acids)
Cellular component (GO): membrane
Molecular function (GO): wide pore channel activity
Source: RefSeq, a predicted model, not a curated record